UAAGUGUCAAAAGUCUACUAGAGAGAGAGAGAGAGAGAGAGAGAAUGGGUUUAGAAGCAGAGAGAGAGGAGCAGAGGAGCAUAGCAAGGCUACCAUUGUUCUCCAUCCAGUCCCCAGAGAGAUCAGGAAUGGCCACUCCUCCACUUCACACCUUAGCAUCAGUCCCAUUUAGGUGGGAACAAGUGCCCGGAAAACCAAGGCCAUGCAGUGCCCUUGUGUCCUUCUCCAACCCCAAGUGCUUGGAACUCCCUCCCAGGUUGUUCACACCUUCUCCCGCCACUGUCUUUAAGGUUUCCAGCAACAGAUUUCGGUCUCCAUCUUUCAGAAUGAGCGCCAAUUGCUAUGGUUCGGAUACAAAGGUGCUUGGUGCCAUGGUUCUCACCAAAGCCAAUGACUACGCCUGGUUUGGUUCUUGGAGAAAAAAAGCCUUCAAACUCAAUAAAAGAGAGGUCACUGGUGCCAGCCAUGUCUUUCCUUCUUCCACUGACACCGACAUCCCAAACAUGAAACAACGCUCUGCCAAUUCUCGCAUCUGGACAAGUAUUUGUGAAGGUUUGAAGCAGGUGGUUCCAUGGAAGAGUAAAAUACCGGAGAAAAAAAAUGGGAGUGGCCUUAAGCUCUAAUUAUAUUUUUCUGGACAAAAAUGAAUUAUCCAGGAAGCUAUCCACUGAAUCUGUACCAUAUUAUUACUUUAUGAGAUGACAAUGACAUCCUAAUUAUAGACACAAAACCUGUUUCUUUUCUUGUGCUGCUAAUACUAUGCUACACAACUGUAAAACUGUGUUAUCGUAAAAGUUGUACACUUAUUUAAUUCAUGCUCGCUCUCUUAAUUGAAGUGAAGUUGGUAUCUCA
Messenger RNA from Glycine soja, 852 nucleotides. RefSeq lists its product as uncharacterized. The coding region runs from base 45 to 623 and encodes 192 amino acids. The record is from RefSeq and is a predicted model, not a curated record. Lineage: Eukaryota; Viridiplantae; Streptophyta; Magnoliopsida; Fabales; Fabaceae. The transcript is spliced from 2 exons.